Molecule: messenger RNA, 1113 nt
Organism: Prunus avium (sweet cherry)
Lineage: Eukaryota; Viridiplantae; Streptophyta; Magnoliopsida; Rosales; Rosaceae
Product: translocon-associated protein beta (TRAPB) family protein
Cellular component (GO): endoplasmic reticulum
Source: RefSeq, a predicted model, not a curated record
GCAGCAAAUAGACCGGAUCCGAUCCAAGAGAGUAUACCAUAUACGGUCAAAUUAAGUCCAAUUACAAAACAGACCCUAGGCCUUGAGGUUUUACAUUGCUUUGCAAGUGUGCAUUUAACAUUUCCCGAUUCAACAAAACGGUCCAAACCAAACCUCACCAAACCUCAGCGUUGUCCGUCACGAGACGACUCAACACCACCAUCCGAAAUCGAAAUGGCGAAGAAUCCAAUCAGCAGCGCCCUCAUCUCGGCGGUGGUAGUUCUGUUGCUGUUCACAUCGGCGCUCGCGAGCUCUGACUCGCCCUUCAUCCUCUCCCACAAGAAGGCCUCCCUCAACAGGCUCAAGUCCGGCGCUGAGCGCGUCUCUGUUUCCAUCGAUAUCUACAACCAAGGAUCUUCAACUGCUUAUGAUGUAAGCUUGAGUGAUGAGAGCUGGCCUCAAGAUAUCUUCCAUGCUGUCAGUGGUAACACUUCCAAGUCAUGGGAAAGGCUGGAUGCAGGUGGCAUUAUAUCCCACUCUUUUGAAUUGGAGGCCAAAGAAAAAGGAAUAUUUAAUGGUGCACCGGCUCUUAUUACAUUCCGCAUUCCCACAAAGGCCGCUCUACAGGAGUCUUAUUCAACUCCAAUUCUUCCUCUAGAUGUUCUUGCAGACAGGCCUCCUGAGAACAAGUUUGACUCGGUUAAGAGGCUGCUGGCAAAGUAUGGGUCUCUGAUCUCUGUGGUCUCCAUUGUGGUUCUAUUUGUGUACUUGGUUGCUAGUCCAUCCAAAUCCGGUGCUGCAAAAGGAGGCAAGAAGAAGCGCUAAUCACUGGAGAUGAAAUUGAAUCAAAUGGCAUUAGAGCAAUUGGUGACCUUGCGGGGUUGCGAGUUGGUUUUUUACUCGAGUUAGUGGCACAUGUUAGUUUUGUGAAACUUUCAAAAAGGACUACUUAUUAACAAGUUAGUGUAAGAAGAUGAACAAGCUGAUACAUACGGCGGGCAUAAACCCCCCAAGCAGGUCUUUGAUAAUGUUUUGUAAUGGGUAGUUUGCUCGUCAAUUUUGGAUUGAAUGUUAUAUUUUGCAUUUGAUGAUGUUAGACUUCAUUACUUGAAAUGAGACGCUGGUACUACAAAA